Oncorhynchus mykiss (rainbow trout) is the source of this 3548-nucleotide messenger RNA. NCBI's taxonomy places the organism in Eukaryota, Metazoa, Chordata, Actinopteri, Salmoniformes, Salmonidae. The record is from RefSeq and is a predicted model, not a curated record.
ACACAAAAUAAGCACCAAAGUUACAUUUUAUAGUUCUAUUUUGUCAAAUUAAAUUUGUGGCCUACAGAUAUUCGGCAUAUGCAUUUUCGAAUCCACUCUAACUGUGUAAAUGGUUUAGUCCUAGGUCUAGGAUGGCCGCUGCUGUGGGUGUAAACAAGCAGGGGACCGCAGCAACGAUGGAUGUCUGUGUUCGGCACGUCAGGGGGGCCACAAGCAGCACCGUGAAGGUGUUGGAGUGUGGGGUGUGUGAAGAUGUCUUCUCUCUCCAGGGGGACAAGGUCCCCCGGCUGCUGCUCUGUGGUCACACAGUCUGUCAUGACUGUCUGACCCGGCUGCCCCUGCAUGGUAGAGCCAUCCGCUGCCCCUUCGACAGACAGGUCACAGAGCUGGGGGACUCUGGUGUGUGGGGUCUGAAGAAGAACUUUGCCCUGCUGGAGCUUCUGGAGAGGCUGCAGAAUGGAGCGUCCAGCCAGUUGAGCAUGGCAGAGGACGCCCUAACAGGCAUGGGAGAGUCAAUAAUCCGCUGUGACGAGGACGAGAGCCACACGGCGUCUAUGUACUGCACGGUGUGUGCCACCCACCUGUGUGCCGACUGCUCCCAGCUCACCCACUCCACCCGCACCCUGGCCAAGCACCGGCAGGUACCCCUGGCAGACAAGCCCCACGAGAAGACACUAUGCCCGCAGCACCAGGUCCACGCCAUCGAGUUCGUCUGUCAGGAGGAGCUCUGCCAGCCUGGGCCGCUCAUGUGCUGCGUGUGCAAAGAGUACGGCAAGCACCAGGGACACAAGCAUGCAGUUCUGGAGGCAGAAGCCAAUCAGAUUCGUGCGUCUAUCCUGGACAUGGCCCACUGUAUCCGGACGUUCACAGAGGAGGUGUCGGAAUAUUCCCGGAAGCUGGUUGGGAUCGUACAGCAGAUUGAGGGAGGAGAACGGAUAGUGGAGGAUGGCAUCGGCAUGGCACACACCGAGCAUGUCCCAGGCACGGCAGAGAGCGCACGGUCCUGCGUACGGGCCUACUUCGCCGACCUCCACGAGACGCUGUGCAGACAGGAGGAGAUGGCGCUCAGUGUAGUGGACGCACAUGUCAGGGAAAGGCUCAUUUGGCUCCGGCAACAGCAGGAAGACAUGACCAUCCUACUGUCCCAGGUCUCCACAGCCUGCCUGCACUGCGAGAAGACACUGCAGCAGGAUGACUGCAGAGUGGUCCUGGCCAAGCAGGAGAUCAACAGACUGUUGGAGACUCUGCAGAAACAGCAGCAGCAGUUCACUGAGCUGGCCGACCACAUCCAGCUUGACGCCGGUAUCCCCGUCACCUUCACCAAGGACAACCGGGUCCACAUCGGCCCUAAGAUGGAGAUCCGGGUGGUGACCCUGGGACUGGAUAGUGCAGGGAAAACCACCAUCCUCUUCAAGCUGAAACAGGACGAGUUUAUGCAGCCCAUCCCUACCAUAGGUUUUAAUGUGGAGACAGUGGAGUAUAAGAAUCUCAAGUUCACCAUCUGGGACGUUGGUGGGAAACAUAAGCUACGGCCUCUAUGGAAGCACUAUUACCUGAACACACAAGCGGUGGUGUUUGUGAUUGACAGCUGUCACAGGGAUAGGCUGAUGGAGGCCCACAGUGAACUGGCCAAACUUCUGACAGAGAAGGAGCUGAGAGACGCCCUGCUGCUCAUCUUCGCCAACAAACAGGAUGUCCCUGGGGCUGUGUCGGUGGAGGAGAUGACGGAGCUGCUGAGUCUCCAUAAGCUGUGCUGUGGGAGGAGCUGGCACAUCCAGGGAUGUGACGCCCGCAGUGGCAUGGGGCUCCACGAGGGCCUGGACUGGCUGUCCCGACAGCUGGUGGCUGCAGGUGUACUGGACGUGGCCUAGACCUCCCCUUGCUGCAGGUGUACUGGACGUGACCUAGACCUCCCCUUGCUGCAGGUGUACUGGACGUGGCCUAGACCUCCCCUGAUGACUGACUUCUGUUACCAAGUAAAAACCCCUUACCAUAGAUCCCAGAACAAUCUUCUUAAACCAUCCACACCAUAAAGACCUGUCCACCAUAGACCUGCACCAGUCACAUCUACCUAAACCUUUUACCUGAUGAUUGGCUUAUGGUAGACCCAGUCUAACCCAUACCCUAAAGACCAGUCCUACCAAAGUCUCAUCCCAUACCUUUCACCCCAUACUAAGGCCCUAGCCAUACCUUUCACCCCAUACUAAGGCCCUAGCCCUACAUUUCACCCCAUACUAAGGCACUAGCCCUACCUUUCACCCCAUACUAAGGCCCUAGCCCUACCUUUCACCCCAUACUAAGGCCCUAGCCAUACCUUUCACCCCAUACUAAGGCCCUACCUUUCACCCCAUACUAAGGCCCUAGCCCUACCUUUCACCCCAUACUAAGGCCCUAGCCCUACCUUUCACCCCAUACUAAGGCCCUAGCCCUACAUUUCACCCCAUACUAAGGCCCUAGUCUUUCACCCCAUACCAAGGCCCUAGUCUAAGGCCUUAGCCCUACAUCCCAUAGCCGUUCUACCCUUCUCACCCCUAACCUGCAGAUAAGCUUCUUACCCACAGCCAGUGAAGCCAUCAUUAGUCGUAAUGCUUUGUACUCUGCUCUAUCCUGGGUAUGCUAACAGGGCCAGGUUAUAGGGAUUCCCUCAAGCUUACUAAACUAACUGCUUAUAAGACUACAUAUUGCCUCAAUGCAGAUCAGAUGAGAUUCAGUUCAUGGCGAAACUCCAUGUUGUAGAUUUUCUUCAUUGGUACCAAUGCACUUGACUUGUGAUGAUUUCAUGUAAUGCAGCAUCAGGUCUUGAAAUGACACCGGUAGUGGGCUGAGUUCAGCUAUUAUUGACAUUGGUUAAAUAGUGCAGUUGAGUGAAAAAGCUAUUUAUGUUGGGUGGGUGGGUAGGGGAUAUUGUAGUAGCUGUGGUGGGAAAUAUCUAAAGUGUUAUAUGAAAUCUUUCUCCCACCUGUUUUGUGGAGUGUCUUGCAUGCAGAAUUCAUUGGAUGCACUUUUCUGCCGCUUCAAUACAUCUGGGUUGUGCUCAUGAGGGUGCAACGAUUGACUAGACAUGAUUCCUUCAUCUAAUUGACAGAGGAUGAUCUACACACUAUAUUUCUGAACGUUCCAGAAUGUUGUGCCCUACAGAGUGUGAUACUGGCUUCUUUUGAAACCAGGACCCCUGGUUUGAAUUUUUUUCAUCACAACCUGUGAUGGUCUUCUGUUUUAGCCCAUCUGUCUGGAGUGCUGAUUGUUACAUUCUACAUUAAUGUUACCCACAUGUAGAUGUGAAACAUUAACCAAACACCUUUCAACUCCUGUUAUUGUAUGGAGGAACCAUCCUUUGGUUUGAAUUCACUUUCCUCAUUGCUAUGUAAUGUUACAAAUUCUAUGUAGAAAUAAAAUGCAUGUGUGAAGAGCCCUCUGUUAAAGCAUCUCAGAUUCUGACAGGAGUUUUUAAAACAUUUAGAAGCACAGUGCACAUCCACACGUUACUCGUGGAUUUUAUCAUGGCUUUUGUAAAUCAUAAUUCAUGUGACGCUAUUAAAUAAACUGUC